Culex pipiens pallens (northern house mosquito) is the source of this 4435-nucleotide messenger RNA. Its product is annotated as monocarboxylate transporter 3-like. Gene Ontology annotation, molecular function: monocarboxylic acid transmembrane transporter activity. Gene Ontology annotation, biological process: monocarboxylic acid transport; transmembrane transport. The transcript has 10 exons. Lineage: Eukaryota; Metazoa; Arthropoda; Insecta; Diptera; Culicidae. The record is from RefSeq and is a predicted model, not a curated record. Bases 641 to 3070 code for a protein of 809 amino acids.
AUAUGUAUGCAAUAGUUCGUCACUGUGCAGUACACCAAAGAGAGUCAUAUGAUGCUCCACAUUCGUGUUGGUUAAAACGACUCGAAGCAACACAGAGAGUUCAUUUCAAAGCUCUCCUUCCCGAUAAUAGUACGACUAAUCACCCGAGCACUCGAGGAUGAUUAAACAGAACGCGAUAGAUAUGCUAUGUUGAAGGAUGAAUGUUUGUAAUAGUGCCAUGAGAAUUGCAUGAAUAAAUUGCACUCUUCACCGGGGUGUACGUGUGUGCCAACCAGAGUCAACAACACCAGCAACAGCGAUGACGGGUCUUCUGAUCUGGGCAAACGACUUUGUCUCUCACUCUAGAACGUUUUUCCUUCGACAGUCCGGGGCGCGCAGUCGCUCAUUCUAGUGUGAACCGAGGCCGGAAACGGGUCUGCAACGACUCACAAAGCCGCCCAACAUCAACCAAGCUGGAAACAAUGAGUGCCUUAAGAGAACAGUAGCAAACAAAAAAGUGUCGUCAUCAGUGAAAGGGUCAAUCCCUUUUGAGUCGUGCGAAUAACAUAGUGUGUCGAUUCCGGCAAGUGAAACCAAGCAGCAGCAAGCCAAGUGUGCCAAGUUAGUGUUUAAGAGAUAGUUUAUCAAAUUCAGAAUAAAAAUGUCGAACAGGAAAGGACGGAAAGUCACGAGGACUGAUAGCGAUAUAGCAUGCGAAGAAGCGUCCAGGUUAACAGCCGAACUACAGGAAGAGGCAUCACCUGAGGAUGACGAUGGAAUGUGUGGGUAUCACGAUAUGCCGCCACCUCCCGAUGGCGGCUAUGGAUGGGUGAUUGUGUUUGCGUCGUUUAUGUGUAACAUGAUAGUGGACGGUAUCGCGUAUACCUUCGGUGUGUUUUUGAAUGAUUUCGUGGAGUAUUUUGGCGAGGGCAAGGGUACGGUUGCGUGGGUGGGCAGUUUACUUAGCGGUAUGUACUUAAGCGCAGGUCCAGUUGUUUCGGCCCUGACCAACAAGUAUGGCUGCCGGACAGUCUGUAUAGCUGGUAGUAUAAUCUCCUGCGUGGCAUUUGCUCUCAGUACCUUAAGCACGAAUGUGACCAUGAUGAUGCUGACGUACGGUGUCAUGGGUGGCAUCGGGUUCGGCUUCAUCUACCUGCCAGCGGUCGUCGCCGUUGGGUAUUACUUUGAAACGAAACGUUCCUUGGCGACCGGUAUCGCCGUGUGCGGUUCCGGCUUCGGUACCUUCGCCUUUGCACCGCUGGCCAACAUGCUGCUGGAGAACUUUGACUGGAAGAACUCCACCCUCAUAUUAGCUGGUCUAAUAUUGAACUGCGCAGUGUUCGGUGCUAUGAUGCGGCCACUCACUUAUCCCAAGGAGGACGACAAGGUGAAGCCCCUGAUGCAGCGAAUGUACGAAGAGAAACGCAUGCAGAUGGAGCGCGGCUCGAUCGGUGGUUCCUACUUUAUGGUCCAGCUGCCCGAUGGAACGAUGGAAAAAAGACUGAAAGCUCCGCUGAAUGCCGACCCCGGCGUACACUCGAGCCUGGCCCUGGACCAGUUGGCCGCACAACAGGGAGGAAUGCACGCGGUCGCCACCCUUCCCACAAUCACCGAAUCCAAGGUCCAGGAGCAAAACGGUUCUAGCAACUCUUCGUCCGAGUCCAGCCAAAUAGAGAUGAAGAAGCCACUGCAGAAGAAACGUAACACCAACUCCGAAUCCGAUGCCAACGAGUACGGCUCCAACAAUUUGCCGCGAAACGCCUCCCAACCGGCAUUCACUAGUCAUCAGUCAGGUAUUCCAAAGAACGGAUCCGUGCCAACGUUCGACCGGAUCCGCAAGCACUCAACAGGUGAAAGGUUUAAGCCAUCCUUGGCUGCCAUUAAGGCAAGCUCAAGAGGUGACGUUGGUAGCAACGGAGACGUACGUAAAUCUAUGCAUUUAAAAGUGUCACGCGGCUCUGUCAACGGCAGCAAAAAUAAUAACGCUGAAGAUUUAGACGAUGGCAGCAGCAUGUAUACGUCGAAGGCAUCGCUAAAGGCCGACCGUCCCGCCAUGGUGCGUCCGCUGAGUCGUAAGGAUAUCUUCUACUCGGGUUCCGUUACCAACCUCAAAGAGUACCAGUCGCAAAAGUCCCUCACCAACUACCGCAACUCGGUCAUUUCGCUGACCAAGUUCGAGCGUGACCACCGGAACGAUGUCCGCGUCGAGGACGUCGAGAAGGGAACGGAACAGUAUGAUCUGUGUCCGUGUUUGAAGCUUCCGGAAUCGUUCAAGAAUGCCAUCGGGGCGAUGAUGGACGUGAGCCUGCUGAAGGAUCCCGUGUUUAUGAUGAUCGGCAUUUCCAACAUUUUCGGCAUGGCGGGAUUGUAUGUGCCGUUCGUGUAUCUUGUGGACGCAGCAGUGCUUGAUGGAAUUGAACAAAACUCUGCCUCAUUCCUUAUCUCCAUCAUCGGUAUCACCAACACGGUCGGUAGGAUCGUUUGCGGCUAUGUCGCUGACUUCCCCAAGGUAGACGCACUGUUCCUGAACAACAUUUGUCUGGUCAUUUCCACGUUUGCCGUUUCGCUCACCCCGUUCUGCCACAGUUACGCCUCGUACGUGGUCAUGGCGAUUGCGUUCGGAAUCGCAGUUGCCGGUUACAUUUCACUGACGUCAAUUAUUCUGGUCGAUCUGCUGGGUCUGGACAAACUCACCAAUGCGUUCGGGUUGCUUAUUCUGUUCAGAGGAGCGGCCACGAUUGUCGGAUCGCCACUGGCGGGUGCACUGUACGACGCUACACAAACGUACUCGAUACCGUUUUUCGUUGCCGGAGGCAUGUUUGGGCUGUCGGCUAUUUUCAGUUUCGCUGCACCGGCCAUGAAGAGAUUCCGCAAACCGGAGGAAGCACCUGUGCACGUUGAAGUGUUGACACCCAUCGACGAAGAACCCUCGGAAGAUUUGGCCGACGACGAUCAGCCCAUCACAAUGGUUCCGAAAAUUGUCCAAACAGCCCCAAGUCCAUCCUCGGAACAGCCAACCAUCACAGUCAACGGAAGCGGGAACCACAAAGACGCCAGCAAAGAAGUCCCCCAGAUGGAAUCAGUACUGUAAUUGCCACUCUCACCGUAGUGACGGUCCGGUCAUCAAAUUAACAAAACAAACAAAACAUGCGUUUUGCGCGCGCUUGUGCUUACAAUUGUACAUUUAUGAUGUAGAACAACCGUGUUUUGAUUAUGUUUUAUUUAAUUGAAACAGAAGAAACAAAUGAAACAGUGUCAUACAAUGAAAAGUUGCCUGUCAAGAUACCAAUCAGAGACAAGAAAAAACCUAACAUAGUUUGCUAGCUGAUCUAAGAGCGAUGUGUGAUUCUAUUGAGUGUGUGCAUGCAAAAUUUUCUGUGCGUUAUUCCUAUGUAUAUUUUUAAAAUUUAAAAAUUCACAUAAACGAUGCGGUGUGGACAAAACCAAAACCGUUGUGGAAACAAAAUAUAUAAAGCUAAUUUAUGCCAAUCUAUUCAAAUCUGAAGCCAAUGUUUACGAAAGUCGCGAAGUAAAUUUUAUUAGGCAACAUUAAAUGAGAGGAACGAGAGUAUUAAGUUGGUACUAAGUUUAUAUAGGAAACAAGUGAGCAGAGAAAACCGUGAGGAUAGUGUAAGUUUACUCAAAGAUAGGAUAUAUGAAAGUUUUUAACAUGGAUAGCUGGCAUAAAAAAAGGUAGGAUAAAGCACUUGAAUCGGCAACAAAACAUAAACUUGAACCACGUAAGCGCAAAAAUGUAUGGAAACAUGAAAUACAAAGAAUUUUAUUUCUUUAGAAUAUACAAAAGUACCAUAGUAUAUUUUGAUAUUUCAAAAAACAACAAAAAAAAAUGCUAUCCGACAACCGGGUCAGUUUACUCCACUCGUAGAAGCUGUAAAAAAUCUAAAACAAUAGCUAGUUACCGCUAAAAGCUCAUUCGCCGUGCCGUGCUUUUGCUUCGAUUCACAACUACACACUGAAUCUAUCGGUGAAUCAUUCACAACGUGCGCGCGUCUCAUUCCAGUAGUAAACUUUUAAAUUGAUCGACAGAAAUCAGCACGCGUCUGCAGCAGAUCAUUGGUUCACCCACAUUAUUUUAUACAUAUCAAAAGCUGACCCUUUGCGCUGUCACAGUUUAUCCCUUUGUUAUAUAUAUUCUGCCAACUGAGGCACAAACCAGUUUAAAAUCGACCUGGUGUAAAUAGUCAUGCUUGCGUUUAAGUCACCAACGGAUAAAAAAGUCACGCGAUAUCGGCCAUUAUAUUUUUGUUAAUUUGUUUAUGUUUGUUUUUUUUCUCACUCGCAUGAAAUGCACGGCGAAUGGUUCGAAUUCCCGACAUUAGUUAUUAUACCCAAGCGUUCGUCAAGUGUCGAAAAGAUAUGAUGGAAUCUAGAAAACUGAUGAAAAAACAAAAAAUAACAUUUGUUGAAAAAAGCAUAACACAAAGCUAAAACCAAA